Molecule: messenger RNA, 3123 nt
Organism: Anoplopoma fimbria (sablefish)
Lineage: Eukaryota; Metazoa; Chordata; Actinopteri; Perciformes; Anoplopomatidae
Gene: slc4a5b
Product: solute carrier family 4 member 5b
Exons: 21
Biological process (GO): monoatomic anion transport; transmembrane transport; bicarbonate transport
Cellular component (GO): plasma membrane
Molecular function (GO): solute:inorganic anion antiporter activity; monoatomic anion transmembrane transporter activity; sodium:bicarbonate symporter activity
Source: RefSeq, a predicted model, not a curated record
ACCAUAUUCACUGAGAUGGACACGCUGCAGCAGGAGGGGGGGGAACUAGAGUGGAAAGAGUCUGCUAGGUGGGUGAAGUUUGAGGAGAAGGUGGAGGAGGGAGGAGAGCGGUGGAGCAAGCCUCACGUCUCCACGCUGACCCUCCACAGCCUGUUUGAGCUCAGGACCUGUCUGCAGACGGGAAGCAUCCUGCUCGACCUGGAGGGCUACUCACUGCCACAGAUCGUUGAUGAGAUCGUGGAUCGACAGAUAGCCGAUGGUCUCAUUGCUCCGGAUCUGAGGGAGAAGAUCAGCUUUGUGCUGCUCAGGAAGCAUCGUCACCAGACCAAGAAGCCCAUCCACCGCUCGCUGGCAGACAUCGGAAAGUCCUCCAACUCCAACUCCAGUAAGUCUGUUCAUAGCACUAGUACAGCUUCUGGGAUCCACCGCUCCACAGAAGAACUACGCUCUCGGCAGUCAAGCAGCCUUAGUCGUCUGCAUCCCUCCCAGAGCCGAAGCAUGAAUGAUAUUUCAGACACACCGAGCACAGACCAGCUGAAGAAUAAGUUCAUGAAGAAGAUUCCUCGUGACGCCGAAGCGUCCAACGUCCUGAUCGGUGAGGUGGACUUUCUGGACAAACCCUUCGUCUCCUUCGUGCGUUUGGCUCAGGCCACGACUCUGGGAGGCCUCACCGAGGUCCCUGUGCCGACAAGGUUUCUCUUCAUCCUGCUGGGUCCUCACGGCAAAACCAAGUCCUACAAUGAGAUCGGCAGAGCUAUCGCUACGCUCAUGGUGGACGACCUGUUCAGUGACGUCGCCUACAAAGCCAGGGACCGCGAUGACCUGAUUGCGGGAGUGGAUGAGUUUCUGGACGAGGUGAUUGUCCUUCCUCCGGGAGAAUGGGACCCAAAAAUACGCAUCGAACCUCCCAAGAAGGUUCCAUCGGCAGAAAUGAGGAAGUCGGUGCUGAACCUGAACGAGCUGGGUCAGAUGAACGGCUCGGCCGGCGGGGCAGCUGGAGGAGAGGACGAGGAGUUUCCGGCUCCACAUGAGCUUGGAGAGGAGCUGAAAUUCACUGGGAGGUUUGGAGGCGGUUUGUGGCUGGACAUCAAACGGAAGAUCCCGUGGUUUUGUAGCGACAUCUACGAUGGCUUCCAUAUCCAGUCCAUCUCUGCCGUGCUCUUCAUCUACCUGGGCUGCAUCACCAACGCCAUCACCUUCGGAGGACUGCUGGGGGACGCCACCGACAACUACCAGGGAGUGAUGGAGAGUUUCCUCGGCACUGCUCUAGCAGGAACUGUCUUCUGUGUUUUCGGAGGGCAGCCGCUCAUCAUCCUCAGCUCAACUGGACCCAUUCUCAUCUUUGAGAAACUGCUUUAUGAAUUCAGCAAGAGCAACGACAUAGACUACAUGGAGCUGCGUCUGUGGAUCGGCCUCCACUCGUGUCUCCAGUGUUUCAUUCUGGUUCUGUCAGACGCCAGCUACAUCAUCAAGUACAUGACCCGGUUUACGGAGGAGGGCUUCUCCAGCCUCAUCUCCUUCAUAUUCAUCUCUGAUGCCAUUAAGAAGAUGGUAGGAGCCUGGAAGUAUUACCCAAUCAACCGCGGCUUCAAGCCGGACUACAUCACCUCCUACAGGUGUGAAUGCAUCGCACCGGACCAGGGUGAGUCUUCAAACCUUCCUGACUUUCCCACUUUCCUCCCCCCCACACCCUUGUCUUGUCUUCUUUAGUUUAACUUGACAGGCCUGGACUGGAGUCAGCUGAGUAAGAAAGAGUGUGUGAAGUACGGAGGCAUGCUGAUGGGUAACUCCUGUAAGUACGUUCCCGACCUGGCCCUCAUGUCCUUCAUCCUCUUCUUCGGCACCUACUCCAUGACCGUUUCUCUCAAGAAGUUCAAGUUCAGCCGCUACUUCCCGACAAAGUUCCGUUCCCUCAUCAGUGAUUUUUCCAUCAUCAUCUCCAUCCUGGUCUUCUGUGGAUUGGAUCUUCUGAUGGAGCUGGAAACCCCCAAACUGCACGUACCCACAGAGAUAAAGCCCACGCGUCCUGACCGUGGCUGGCUGGUGAUGCCGUUCGGUAAGAACCCCUGGUGGUGGUACAUUGCCAGCUCCGUCCCUGCUCUCCUGGUCACCAUCCUCAUCUUCAUGGACCAGCAGAUCAGCGCCGUCAUCGUCAACCGCAAAGAAAACAAACUGAAGAAAGGCUGUGGCUACCACUUGGACCUGUUCUGGGUGGGCGUGCUGAUGGCGGUGUGCUCCUUCAUGGGUCUGCCCUGGUACGUAGCGGCCACCGUCAUCUCCAUCGCUCACAUCGACUCUCUGAAGAUGGAGAGCGAGUCCAGCGCCCCCGGAGAGCAGCCGCAGUUCCUGGGAGUCAGGGAGCAGAGGUUGACGGGCAUUCUGGUGUUUGUUCUCACGGGACUCUCAGUUUUCCUCGCUCCUGUUCUCCAGUACAUCCCCAUGCCAGUCCUGUACGGAGUGUUCCUUUACAUGGGAGUGGCCUCACUGAGCGGCAUCCAGUUCUGGGAGCGUAUCAAGCUGUAUCUGAUGCCGCCCAAACACCAGCCGGACUUCUCCUUCCUCCGCCACGUUCCUCUGAGACGCGUCCAUCUCUUCACCCUCGUCCAGAUCAUCUGCUUGGCUGUCCUCUGGAUCCUGAAGUCCACCUUCCUGGCCAUCAUCUUCCCAGUGAUGAUUCUGGGUCUGCUGGUCGUGAGGAAGCUUCUGGAUCUGAUGUUCUCACAGCACGACUUGGCCUGGCUGGACGACAUCCUGCCGGACAAAGACAAGAAGAAGAAGGAGGACGACAAGACGAAGAAGAAGGAGAAGAAGGGGGCGGAGCCAGAGAGCGAUGAGGAGGUGAGGAGAAUGUUUACAAAGAUGCUGUACACACAAAUAUCAUAUCUGCCAAACACACACAGCUACUGUAAUCUCCAAAGACAACACGAGCGUGUAUUUAUCUAUUUUCUUUGUAUCUACAGAGUUUUUAAAUGUGUGUCACUCCAUCUUGUGUUAGUUGUGUCGCUCCUGGGUUUGUUGUCUCUGACUAAUACUGUACGUUUCUCCUCUCUGUCCCACAGUGUUGCUGAAAAGGCACUGUACAACACUUACUGCAGUCUUUCUGUCCAUCCAUCCUCCUCUUAG